AUGGAAUUUAUCAAUGGGGCUCUCAACGUCGCUGGUAAUGUCGUUGGAAGCAUUGUGAGUCAUUUAAACUCUUAUAAAUCAAUUUUUUUCGUUAAAUAUAUUUGUAUUCUGAGUUCCUUGAAAUCAUUUUCUGUGAAGAUGUUUUUCUCAAGAGUUGUAUCAGGCUUUAUAUUUUGAAAAAGCAUGGAAAAGUUUUUUAAAUGUUUCGAGGGAAACUAUUGCAUUAAAUCGGGAGAAAAAAAUCAGUUAGAAAGAAUCUCGGAUAACAAAAAAAUGUAUUUUUUUCCUUUAUUUGAUUUCAAAAAAACAUUUUUCAGUUUGGCAACCCGGACACACCUCGACUGAACGCUGAGGCGAGAGGAACCAGAGAAAGGUUAUUUUUUCUUUCUUUUUCGAUCCUUCAGUCGUUUUUUAGCUGCUUUUUAGCAUCUAUUCAAUAAGAAAGAUAAAGAAUCGAAAGCAAAAGUAUUUUUUUGAUCCUCAGAAGCUUUUGUUCAAAAGAACCUUCCAUUUUUUUAAAUAUCAUUUAUUAAUACCAAUUAAAUAAUCAUUUAAGGACCGAAGAAUUUCAUGAGACCUCCAAUUUUACGAGUUACUCAUAGUUAUAGCUUCUUUGAUUGAAGAAUCGUAUCCGCUCAAAAUCAUGCCGAGCGGAUGAGAGAGAUCCAAAAAGAGUCCGCAGAAGGCCUGGAGAGACAGAGACGCGAAAAUCUGGAAGAACGUGAGACGGCUGAACAAAAUUUGAGAGAUCAACACGCUGAGACCCUGAAGAUCAGUGAAGGCGAGGAGAAAGACCUGGAUGAGAGACUUUGGAACAUAGCGACCGCCGAGACCAGGAACAUGAAUGACCGUUUGGAGUGAGUUGCGGUUCAAGAAACGUAGUUAGAGGCCAGAAAUUUCUGAAAAAGGGUACUCACUAGGAUUUGGGGGAUGAGUUAAUGGUCAAGAGCCUUAACUAAAAGCAGUAGGGCUCUCAAAAAAUGCCUAAAAUAUGGAACAUCUAAGGACUAAGUUUUUGUGUAACUAAUAUUAUUUCAAAUUCACAGGGUUCUCAAAAAAACCGAAAGAACGAAAUUCGAGGGCCGAAUCUUAGUUAGAAACCACAAAAUUCUUGAUAAGGCGCAAAAAAAUCGAGAAUUCGCAAGUCAACUUUUUGAUGAUCAAUAGGUACCAGUGACAUUUUAUUCUGACAUAUAGGAUGCAUAUUUUUCGAAAAGAAUAGAAGAACUUCUGAAAGAAAAAAUUAUCUUGAAAAAAUUGCGAUCGAAACUUUUGUUUUCAUUUUUUGAGACCUUCAUAAGUAGCCAAAAAUUGAGAAACAAGUGGAAUAUUUUUUUUUUUACAUUGAUUUCAAGUUCUUUUCUUAUAAAAAACAUUAUUUUUUUACAACCUUUUUUUUUAUGAAAACUAUCCAGUAGAGAAAAACUGCGAACACGGAAGUUACCCUAAUGUUAACUAAUUUUGCGCAGAGUUUUUUCAUUUUAUUUAUUUAUUUUUUGCUGAACUAUUUUGGCUUUUUCCUUUUUCACAGGAGCACGAAAAGACCAGAAAGUCAUGAAAAUUAACCUUUCUUGUAUUUACUCAGCAUAUCAUAGAAAAACAUCGAUUCGUUCAGUUCCAACUGAGUUAUGAUCAAAACACGUUGACCUAUCAUUUUUCGUUGCUUUUCAAAGUUCCAAAAGUUGUUUUUUGGGGACCUGUACGAUAAAAACGCGGAAGAACGUCGUCAGUUAGGAGAUCGACAUCUAGCAGAAAUCGUGAAGAAGGAGGCCGAACAGGGAAGAAAACGCGAUGAGCAGAUGGAAAUUUCGAAAGAAUCUCGACGGAAUCAAGACCAGAAACAGACAGAGGCUCAUCAGGACAACCUGAAAAGAGCUGAGGAAGCGAUAGAAGAAAGGAAAAAGGGGCUAGUUGAAUCGAAGCAAGUCCAAGAACUCACCCUGGAAGAAACUCUCAAAGCUUCCAAUCGAAUCAGAGAGGAUGGAGAAGCUCAUUUGACGAAGAUGAUGACAAUGAUGCGAGAAAAAGGAGAACUUGAACGGAAAUUCUUGGCUGCUAGUACACAAAUCGCGAUAGCCGCGAGCCGUGAUUCUGAGGAAAGUAGGCUUCUGGGAAAACUCGAAAACGUCAAAUCCGCUGGUAGAGAUUUUGAGGAGCAGAAAAACCGGACUUUAAAGGCGGUAGGUCCUUUUUCGAGUCACUGGGAAAAUGUUCAAGGUGUAAAACUUCUUUUCUAUAAGCUUUGAAAUAUAUUUAUCAAGCACUACGGAACAGCUUUUGGACUGCUAGUUAAGAAAAUUGGAAAAAAAACAAUCUGUUGAGUUAUGAAUCGAUCUGGAGCUUGUUGGAAUAGGCAGAAGCUUUAAAACUUUUUUUUUCUGAUGUUUAGCGCUUUCUUUUUAGUUCAGAUCUUUUUUAGGUUACGCCAGAGUGGUCCCUAGAGAGGUUAGGGGUUAUAAAAGCCCCUAAGGGAAAAAUCGAGGUGAUCUCUAUAGGGGUUGAGGAUCCUAAGUCUCUCAAGCAAUCUUGAGUUAUCCCUAUAGUGAUCUUUCGAUUUUUUAAUAUUUUUCGAAGGGUAAACGAGUAUAGGAAUUACUAGCACCCUUCAAUUAUUAUUAUUAAAGUGAUCGCUAACGAAAACCUCCAGAAUUACUACUUUUGCAAGCUUAAGUGGCAUUCUAGGGGAAGGUGAAGAGGUCCCUAGAGGGAUCAUUCCUUUAUCUCUCUGGGGACCAAUCUGGCCCAAGUAGGAACAGGAGGGAUUUUUUUUCGUUUCUUGACUUCCUAACCCAAAAAUUUGGUCUACAUACAUCAUAGGCGAAUCGAGAAAUGGUAUCGCGAGACCCUCUGAGGUAUAUCGCAGGCUCUAAAAUCUCACGAUGGUACCUCGAAGAUACCUCUGAGGACUUUGAGCAAAAGAAGAGGGACUCCAGGGAGACUCUAAAAUACCUCCGAGAUGGCUCAGAUAUAGCUAAAAGGUGUGCUGGAGGUCUCACGAUGGACACGUUAUGAGGUCUUCACGAUCCAUUUCGAGAGGUAUCUUUGUGGACACAUUAUGAUACCUUCUCGAUUCGUCUGGGGUUGUACACCUCGAACACUUUCUUCAUGAGUUCAGAAAAAAGCCAAAAGUCCACCGAAAAAACGAGAAAUUUCAGCUUCUCCUGUACCAAACGGCGAAUGUAUCUGAAAAUGGCGAGCUGGCCAAUGUGAGCUCUCAAAAUAUGCUUUUUUUCGGAACCGUCUUUUUUCUAGCGUGAAAUUUCGAAACUGGAAGGAAGCAUUCGCGACCUCGUUAGAAAAAGUUCAGAUCUCGAGUCGACCAUGUCCAGGAGCGACUCCAUUGACGGGGAUCAGGCAGGAAAAGAUAAUUUGAAGGUCUGAAUCCCCGAAGUUUCUGGAAAAUUUCGCGAUUUUCAGAAGUUUAUCAAGGACCUGAGAAGUUGCUGUUCGACGGCUUCCAGAGAAUUGCCGACCUUGUCCGUGGCUUUACAGGUUGGUUUAAAUAAGAGAACUCUGACCCCAGUCGCCAGCUUUCCGCCAAUCUUUCGCCAGCGCGCGCCGCGUCUUUCGCGAGCUGGCGCGCCAUAUCGCGGCGAGCUGGCGAGAAACGCGCCAGAAAUUCGCCAGGCUUAUCUAUAGAGCGCAGAUUCCCCCUUUUUUCAAUCAUUUCCCUUCCUCCAAUAUUGUUAUUUUUUUAUAUACUAAAAAAAUAUUUUAUCAACUUUUAUUAUUUUCACAAAUACAAAAAUUUAAUGGAAAUAAAAAUCAACAUGUAAAAAUCGAACAUGAAGAGAACUUGAAAAAAAUGAGAUAUAAGAAGGAAACGCUUGCAAAGUUUACAACUUAAUUUAAAAACAAUAUCUUUCGAUUCGAAAAAGAUCAUAAUAACAGAACAUCAAAAACUUUACCAAACAAUACAUCUUAGAAAAAUGUGAGCCAAAAAAAAAUCCGAAGAAAUAAAGGAAACUUGAAGUUGACUGCUCGUAAAAUUUUCGAUAAUAUGCAAAGAGUUAUUUGUUGCUUCAAAUUACCAAAAAGAAGAGAGAAAUUUUAAAGCUCCAACGCAUUUAAAAAGUGAUAUCGACGAGCAGUCAAUUUAUAUCGGAGACAAAGUUAAAAAUCCUUUCAAAAACUUUUUAAUGGAUACAUUAAGCUGUUUAACAAAUCCUCUCAAGUUAUUUUCGUACAUACUUCGACUAAAAGGUUGAAAUUCAGAGGAUAAAAGAGCAAUACUAGAGUCUCUGAUGUAAAAAAAAGUUUGAGGAAGUUUUAUCGUCAAAGGCCGUAAAGUGGUAAAGGCUCUAAUAAUAAUAAAUGGCUUAAAUUUUAAAAAUCAGUUUAUAGAGAAUUAAAUAGAAGACUCUUAUACAAAGUUUUUUUUGAAAAGAGAAAAAUCUUUUUACUCGUGAAGAAAACUUUGAGCCAUUUAUCACUUUACUUCAAAUGGCCACAAAAUAAAGAAAAAUAGUGUGAAGAGAUUCUGAUUUUUCACAAGUAUGAUCAAGGCAUUACAUUUUUGUUGUGCAGUGAUACAACACGGUUCUUCAAAUUUAUCAGCCCCUUUUCAAAGCAAACUACGAAACUUAUUUUCAAGUCCGAAAAAAACUGCUUCGAAAACUCUACUCGUCAGCCGAACUUCGCGAGCAUGACAAAUCCGAGUAAUAUUUUUGAGGCUAAAAUAUAUAAGCUGUAUUUUUGAAGCUGACUUUUUACGGACACAAAAAUACAAUAAUUUGGGUGCAUCAAGAUAUUUUUGAGGCUCAUAAAGUUGAUGAACGUGUAAAGUUUACAAAUAUAAAAAAACUUGAAAAUUUCGCGGACAUUUUGCGUCGUACCCGUUCUCCGUAUUUUGGUCAAAGCAUCGUUAUCCAUUUGCAAUGAACAUCAUGACACCGUCGGGUGAGAUCGAAAAUAUAUCGAUGAAGUACUUUACAUGAAAUCCAAAACUUACCAAAGUAAGAGGAAAAAAAACACCCUUCAGCCGUAACGGGGACUUCCUGACGAUGCUUUUUUUUCUGAAGGAAGCAGUUGAGGAAAAAAGUAGAAAGCACUUACUAAUUCAACUGGAGUCGUUCUUUCAGCCUCACGGAAAGAGAAGUUCAGCAUGAAAACAUUAAGCUUUUAGAGCGGUUGAUCAUCCACGAAACCAAAUCGAGAAAAUAAUUCGAAUUUUCUUAUUUACCAACCUUUCAAGCUGUUGUUUUUUAAACCUGAAACCCUCCGUCGCAUCACAUUUACUGAGCUCUACACAAAUAAAACAAAGGUUUAUAUUCUAAUAAAUUUCUGACUUUUUUUAAACUUCUUUUCAACUAAUCGCGUUUCUUUCUUCAAACGACCUACGCAACCUACAGUUUUCUACUUCUAUGCACAGCUUUUUUUGAAUUUUUUUACCAAAAAAAGAAAAAAAUGAAAUCAAGAAAAAAAUUGCUUGUUACAUCAAAACUGCAUUGCGGCAUCGCUUCUGCGCUAGUUCGGACAAAAACAGGAAACGAACACUGAAAAAAAUCGUGAAAUCAGCAAAAAAAUCAAAUAGAAAAAAACAAAAAGGACAAAAAAAGCGAGUCCCAAAAAUUUUUAGAUCGAAAUAUAAAAAUACAGUAAUAAAAAGCAAAUUCGCGCUAUUGGUUAUGUCGCCAGAGAAUCGCCAGGAAACCGCCACAAAUUUGAUGGGCGCGAGCUGGCGAAAUGACUUUUUCUGGCGGAUAGCUGGCGCCUGGGGUCAGAGAAUAUCUUCAUAGUGCAUUCAAUCUUGGCCCCAAUCGAAGAGAAAUACAAUAAUUUAAAAACACUUUUUGUAUUUCGCGUCAGGACCUUUUUCAAAACUUUUGAGUUACUUGGGUAAAUGGGACUGUUUGAAAUUUGAAUAUUGGAAGGUGUCGAAAAGGAAAAAUUUUUUCCAAUUUCGAAAUGGAGUUUUUCAAAAGAAAUAUUACGACUUUUCCUAUUUGGAAAAUUAAAAAAGCCAUCAAAAAGUUCGAAAAUCCUCAUUAGGCGUUUAAAGGAGCAUAGGGUAGGUCUCAAGGCAAAAGUUCGUUUUUAGUAUUUUUUAGGCCAUUCAUAGCGUUUGAAAAAAUUUUUUCCAUUUUUGACUUCAUUUCGAAAACUAAACGGAUGAUUUGGAAAAUAAUUUCAUAGUGCAGUUGGGGCUCACCCCAAUUAUUUAAAAAAAGCUACAGUAAUCCUCAAAAUGAUCAUAUUUCGCGUCAGGACCUUUAUUUAAGUUCUUUGAGAAAACGUGAGAGUAUUCAAAUAACAUACUUUUCGCAGAAGUAGGCUCGAAAAUUUUUCGAGUGUCUGCGUCUCUCUGUUCCCUUACCACCGAGGUCAUAGAAACGCGAAAAUAGCGCGUCAGCAAGAGAGGGUCGUCGAGAGACGAGGAGGGCGCAGACAAGUCCUUUCAAGUCGCCCAAAACGGACUAUACCUAUUUUAGCGGGAAAAAUAACUGAAAUGUCUGUGUUUUUUUUCUCUCUGAUGCUCUUCUUUUCAUUUUAACGUCGGUCAGAGAAAGGAGAGCGCAGACGGGAUAGAGACGAUUCCAAAUAGUAGCGAAUAGGGUCUAUAAAAGUAAUAGCACUUUUUUUGGAGUUAUUUGAAAAAAUGCUGUAUUUUUUCAGACCGGCCAGGCGAUAACCUCAAAAUCAAUCGAAGCCCUCGAAUGCUCGAUUCAGAAAAUCGAAGAUUCUCUGAACGAAAUUCCCGAAAUCCGCUUAGGAAAUCACGCUUUGAAACUGACUUCCUCCAUGUCACUCAAAGUUAAUCAACCGGCUAUUACCGAUUCUUGA
Caenorhabditis auriculariae is the source of this 6783-nucleotide messenger RNA. The record is from the annotation of a GenBank genome assembly. Lineage: Eukaryota; Metazoa; Nematoda; Chromadorea; Rhabditida; Rhabditidae.